UUUUGCAUUUUCCGAGAGGCGGCUGCACACAAACUACACAGUUUCUGUCGACCAACGUGUUCAAACCGCAUUGUUGAGUGUUCAAUAGUUAAUAGUUCAAAAAGUAAUUGGGAAACGUUUCUACUGCACAUGUUUUAAAUUGUGUGAUGCCAGUUCGCUCUGCUAAUCCGAUACGCGCUAGAAGUUUGAUCCGAGACAAUUUGGAGAAACAGGCUGGUUGUCUAAAUUUAAUCCACUCCAGAAUGCCGAACAUCAAAGUGUUUUCGGGCACCUCGCAUCCGGAUCUGGCCCAGCGGAUCGUCGAUCGUCUGGGAAUCGAUCUUGGCAAAGUGGUUACAAAGAAGUUCAGCAAUUUGGAGACUUGUGUGGAAAUUGGGGAAUCGGUGCGCGGCGAGGAUGUAUACAUCGUGCAGUCGGGAUCCGGCGAGAUCAACGAUAACUUGAUGGAGCUGCUGAUCAUGAUCAAUGCGUGCAAAAUCGCCUCAGCCUCUCGUGUUACAGCUGUGAUUCCUUGCUUUCCAUAUGCCCGCCAAGACAAAAAAGACAAGUUGGCAGGCAGUGAGGAUAAUGCGGAAAGCAAGAAACUAGCCAAGAAAAACUACGAUUGGAAAUUUAGGAGUCGUGCGCCCAUCUCGGCCAAAUUGGUGGCCAACAUGCUGUCCGUCGCUGGUGCCGAUCACAUCAUAACCAUGGAUCUGCACGCCUCACAAAUCCAGGGUUUCUUUGAUAUACCAGUUGAUAAUCUCUAUGCCGAGCCAGCGGUACUCAAGUGGAUCAAGGAGAACAUUCCCGAGUGGAAGAACUCGAUCAUUGUGUCGCCCGAUGCUGGCGGUGCCAAGCGUGUCACCUCGAUUGCCGAUCGCCUGAAUGUGGAGUUUGCUCUGAUACACAAGGAGCGCAAGAAGGCCAACGAGGUGGCGUCCAUGGUUCUGGUGGGCGAUGUCAAGGACAAGAUUGCCAUCCUGGUUGAUGACAUGGCCGACACAUGCGGCACCAUUGUGCAUGCCGCCGAUCGCUUGGUGGAAGCUGGAGCGACCAAGGUUUAUGCCAUUCUGACGCAUGGCAUUUUCUCGGGUCCUGCGAUUUCGCGGAUUAACAAUGCCUGUUUCGAGGCGGUGGUUGUGACCAAUACCAUACCACAGGAUGGACAUAUGCGGGAUUGUCCCAAAAUCCAGUGCAUUGAUGUCUCGAUGAUGUUCGCCGAGGCCGUCAGACGGACACACAACGGCGAGAGUGUCUCGUAUCUCUUCUCAAAUGUUCCAUACUAAGCCACAUAUAAAACAACCGGCAGUUAAACCAGCAAACGUUUAAUACAGCAACCAGAACACCGUUAGCAAGCUACCGCAAAAACACAACUUUAACAGCAAUUUGUAAUGCAACCAACAACCACAACAAUUUGAGACAAACUAUUUUGCCAUCAUCAUCGUUAUAUAUUUUUUAUGGAUUAACUAUUGUAAUUAAAGCAAAUGCAAACUCAGUAGAUGGGAAAUCGUCAUUAUGUAAUUAUACUAAAUAGAACCCUAAAGAUAACACAAAAAAAAAAAAAAAAAAAACACAACAAAAACAAAAACAAAAACAGAAGUACACAAAUGCAAUGCCUUUCCUUUGUAUAGUAGGAUCUUUUUUUAAACAAACUUUUGCCGUUUUCUGAUUUUAAAAGUUAGCACGAACGAUAAUUUCCAGUUGAUUGGUGUAAACAUUGGCCUGCUCUUAGAGAGAAUUUUAGAUUUAUAGACUAACACCGUAGAAGAUAUACACCUAAACCCACACACACACAACACCUACACAUACACUCACACACAACAAAAAAAUUGUAAUUUUACACUGAGCAACAACUUUUUGAUGAUUCUUUAUUGUAAGUUCAUAAUGAAAAAACAAAACGCAAAAUACUUGCAAGUUCAAAAGAAAACCUAGUAAAAUUAAGUAAAAUAAAAAAAUACAAUUGAAAAGAACAUAGCUAAUAGGCGUUAAAAAAUAAUAAACAAAACAAACACAACAAAAAAAAACUAAAGAAAAAAUACAAAAAAAUAUUACAGAAAA
Drosophila elegans is the source of this 2040-nucleotide messenger RNA. RefSeq names its product ribose-phosphate pyrophosphokinase 2 (gene Prps). Gene Ontology annotation, cellular component: cytoplasm; ribose phosphate diphosphokinase complex. The record is from RefSeq and is a predicted model, not a curated record. Bases 147 to 1268 code for a protein of 373 amino acids. NCBI's taxonomy places the organism in Eukaryota, Metazoa, Arthropoda, Insecta, Diptera, Drosophilidae. Gene Ontology annotation, molecular function: magnesium ion binding; ribose phosphate diphosphokinase activity. Gene Ontology annotation, biological process: purine nucleotide biosynthetic process; ribonucleoside monophosphate biosynthetic process; 5-phosphoribose 1-diphosphate biosynthetic process. The transcript is spliced from 9 exons.